This is a messenger RNA of Phytophthora nicotianae INRA-310, 1255 nucleotides long. RefSeq lists its product as hypothetical. The transcript has a single exon. NCBI's taxonomy places the organism in Eukaryota, Oomycota, Peronosporomycetes, Peronosporales, Peronosporaceae. The record is from RefSeq and is a predicted model, not a curated record. The coding region runs from base 69 to 1058 and encodes 329 amino acids.
CCGAUCAACGAGGUAUUCUGAGGUCAUUCUUAAAGUCGACACCAACCUCCAAACUAUCUUCUAUCAUCAUGCCUUGCAAGAAAGACGGAACCAACACCCAGACGCGUUCGGUCCCGGACAAGUGGGACGCCUCUAACAUCCCAUCGUUGAAAGACAAGAUCGCUAUCGUGACUGGAGCCAACUCUGGUAUUGGCUUCAUCACAGCCAUCGAGCUUGCUCGUCACGGCGCAGAUGUUGUUCUGGCUUGCCGCAAUCCCGAGCGCAGUGCUGCUGCCGCUGAGGCCAUCCGAGAAGAGAUCAAGGCAGAUCCAGGCCACGGUCGUAUCGAAGAGAUCACGUUGGACACGAGCUCACAAAGCAGUGUCAAGACGUUCAGUGACGAGUUUCUGAAGCGCCAUCAGAAACUCGACAUCCUCGUGAAUAACGCUGGUUGUAUGGGCUUACCAUACAAGAAAAGCUCCGACGGCUUUGAGCUCAUGGUAGCAACCAACCACUUGGGACCCUUCACGCUGACUGCGUCAUUGAUGGACGCCUUGAAGCGUAGCCCGUCAGCUCGUGUGGUUGCUCUGAGUAGUGGCAUGCACCAUUCAGCGAAAUACACCCCAGGUCAACUCUUUAUGCCCGAGGACAAGCACAGCGAAACUACCGUGUACGGGAACUCCAAGUUGUACAACUUGUUCUUCGCAUUCGAACUGGGUCGUCGUUUGGAAUCCGCCGGGAUUUCCAACAUCACCUCGGUUGCUUGUCACCCUGGAGCGACUGACUCGAGUCUCCUUAGCAACGCUGGAAACCAGGGAAUCUUUCUCAAACGCUGGCUUUACAACUUCAUGAACGCGACGUUGACUCAGUCAACUGCGAUGGGCGCGUUACCCACCCUAUACGCCGCUGUCGCUCCUGAUGUGAAGAAUGGGGAUUUUUACGGUCCAGGCGGCAUUGCUUCGAUGAGAGGAUACCCGUCUCUCCAGGAACCCGCAGAGAUCGCGCGCUCGCCUGAAGCGGCUGCUGACGUGUGGGCCACGACGGAAAACAUUCUUGGGUUCAAGUUUAAGAUCGAGUAAGGAUUAUUGUAGAGGAGGGCGCAGGAGCGACUCCAAAAUUAAUCUUUUGCAUAAUCCAUUCAUUUUUUGCAAAGAAAAGAAGCAAGUUGUUUCAGGUGCCGCACCCUCAUUAUGCCCAUAGACACAUCUAGCCCCUCCCCCCUAGAUUUUAACAUGAAAAGUAGAUCGAGCCUAACUAAAAGCAAUGUUGUUCAGGC